UGUGCAUGUACUCCGGUCGCCUGCGCAGGUCACGUCAGUUGUCAUUCAUAACGUUGUCGCCGUCGGUUGUUGCCGCAUCGUGUAGUGAUAAUGUGAUAUCGUAUUGGCACGUGUAUAAAAAUUUCAUUACGCAAAAAUGGCACCAACAGAUUCUACUAAAAAAGUCCUUGAAGAUUUUAUUGAAAUAUAUAAAAUGAAUCCAUGCCUUUGGCAAGUCAAAAACAAAGAGUACCAUGAUCGAGACAAAAAAGAAGCUGCUUAUAAAUUGCUUAUAGAAAAACUCAGAGAAAUUGAGCCGGAUGCGAACAAAUCAGUAGUUGUGCGAAAAAUUAAUAAUUUAAGAAGCAAUGUCAGAAAGGAAAAAAAGAGAUAUGAACAAUCUGUAAAGUCUGGGGCAUCUGCUGAUGAAGUGUAUCAUGUAAAAUUGUGGUACUACGAUUUAUUUGAUUUCCUACAUGAUCAAUGCACUCCCAGGGAAUCUUCAUCCAACUUGGAUAGUGACGAAGAUAGUUGUGAGGUUGUUGAAUAG
This is a messenger RNA of Myzus persicae (green peach aphid), 529 nucleotides long. RefSeq lists its product as uncharacterized. The transcript is spliced from 2 exons. The coding region runs from base 137 to 529 and encodes 130 amino acids. The record is from RefSeq and is a predicted model, not a curated record. NCBI's taxonomy places the organism in Eukaryota, Metazoa, Arthropoda, Insecta, Hemiptera, Aphididae.